Triticum urartu is the source of this 1443-nucleotide messenger RNA. RefSeq names its product indole-2-monooxygenase-like. The record is from RefSeq and is a predicted model, not a curated record. Gene Ontology annotation, molecular function: iron ion binding; oxidoreductase activity, acting on paired donors, with incorporation or reduction of molecular oxygen; monooxygenase activity. NCBI's taxonomy places the organism in Eukaryota, Viridiplantae, Streptophyta, Magnoliopsida, Poales, Poaceae.
AGCUCUUGCUGUAAUCUCCAAGCUUGUAGCUAUAAAACCAGCGGGGCUGCUCUGGAAGAUAAACCCAACGGCCAUCAUUCAGUAAACUGAACAGACAUGUCGCAGGUGCAGCAUAGCCUCCAUGAGCUGCUACUCCUGCUGCAGGCGAGGUCUCCGUCUCCACAUGCAGCCCUAGUGGUCUCUGCCUUGCUCGUCUGCCCUCUUCUCGUCAUCCUGGUCGUGCGCCUCUUUGGGACGGCCAUCGCAAGAGAGCAGCUGCUGAGCAAGCUGCCAUCUCCCAGCUUCAGGCUGCCGAUCAUCGGCCACCUGCACCUCGUCGGCUCCCUCCCGCACGUCUCCCUCCGCGACCUCGCCGACAAGCACGGCCGCGACGGGCUCAUGCUGCUCCGCCUCGGCGCCGUCCCGACGCUCGUGGUCUCGUCGCCGAGCGCCGCCCAGGCCGUUCUGCGCACGCACGACCACGUCUUCGCGUCCCGGCCCUACUCCCCCGUCACCGAAAUCCUCUUCUACGGCCCCUCGGACGUCGCCUUCUGCCCCUACGGCGAGCACUGGCGCCAUGUCAAGAAGAUCGCCACCACGCACCUCCUUACCAACAGGAAGGUCCGCUCCUACCGCCAUGUGCGCGAGCACGAGGUGAUGUUUGUCAUGGCCAAGAUUUGCAAUGCAGCCUCCAAAUGCACCUCCAUCGACUUGAGUGAUUUGCUCAGUGCCUUCACGAGCGACAUCGUGUGCCAUGUUGUCUCCGGCAAGCUUUUCAGGAAACAAGGCCACGAUAAACUCUUUCGGGAACUCAUCGAUGCCAACGCAUUGCUUAUCGGUGGAUUUAACCUGGAGGACUACUUUCCCAUGUUGGUGAAGCUGGGCAUCAUCAAGAGGAUGGUUUGUGCCAAAGCUAGAAAGAUUAACAAGAUGUGGGAUGACCUUCUCAAUAAUCUCAUCGAUGAGCAUGCAAGCAAGCCGACGUCAGAACAUGACAACGAGGAGAAUGACUUCAUCGAUGUGUUGCUUUCUAUUCAACAUGAGUACAACCUCACGAGAGACCAUAUUAAAGCCCAGAUGGCGAUCAUGUUCGAAGCUGGGACAGAUACAUCAUUUAUAGUACUAGAAUAUGCAAUGAUUCGGCUCGUGCAAAAUCCUCGCCUCAUGGAGAAGCUACAAGAUGAGUUGAGGAGUUCUAUACCAAAGGGAAAAGAAAUGGUUACCGAAGACGAUAUCAAAAAUUUGGCCUAUUUGGAGGCAGUCAUCAAAGAGACACUUCGGCUACAUAUGCCUGCACCGCUCCUUGUGCCCCACCACUCCAUGGCCGACUGCAACAUAAAAGGCUACAAGAUACCAUCAGGAACGCGCACCAUCAUCAAUAGUUGGGCCCUUGCAAGGGACCCUGGCAGUUGGGAGAAUGCGCAGAAGUUCAUGCCUGAGCGGUUCCUGGAUGGCGGGAGUGCU